AUGAAUGAUCAUGAAGACACAAAUAGUUCAAAAGAAAGUUUCAGAGAACAAACAGGAAAAAUUGCGAAAGUUGCCAAAAAAAUUGUUCAAGAAUGGGCACAUGAGUUCAUCAGCUUUAUAACAUCUGAAGCAAAUGAAAGAUGUCAUCAAGAGAAAUGGAAGACAAACAACAGAGAAGAUACUCUCUUUGUCAUCUCUACCUUUGGUUUUGACGAUUAUAUAGAACCUCUAAAAUUAUACUUUCAGAAAUUCAGAGAGGCAAUAAAAGAAGAGAAAGGAAUUAGUGGAAUAGUCAUAACUACAGAUGGACUCAGUGAAGAGCCAACAGAAGAGGUAUUUACCAACUAG
Pteronotus mesoamericanus is the source of this 348-nucleotide messenger RNA. RefSeq names its product nuclear transcription factor Y subunit beta-like. NCBI's taxonomy places the organism in Eukaryota, Metazoa, Chordata, Mammalia, Chiroptera, Mormoopidae. Gene Ontology annotation, biological process: regulation of transcription by RNA polymerase II. Gene Ontology annotation, cellular component: CCAAT-binding factor complex. The transcript has a single exon. The coding region runs from base 1 to 348 and encodes 115 amino acids. The record is from RefSeq and is a predicted model, not a curated record. Gene Ontology annotation, molecular function: protein heterodimerization activity; RNA polymerase II cis-regulatory region sequence-specific DNA binding; DNA-binding transcription activator activity, RNA polymerase II-specific.